This is a messenger RNA of Cokeromyces recurvatus, 979 nucleotides long. RefSeq lists its product as uncharacterized. The transcript is spliced from 2 exons. The coding region runs from base 324 to 836 and encodes 170 amino acids. NCBI's taxonomy places the organism in Eukaryota, Fungi, Mucoromycota, Mucoromycetes, Mucorales, Mucoraceae. The record is from RefSeq and is a predicted model, not a curated record.
AUUCGAGCACCUGCUUAUGCAAAAUCACAUGAAGCACCAUUAGAUUGGAAGGGUCCUGAUAUCUUUGGCGCUCUCGGGAUUCUAGCAUUUGCAUUUGCAUGUUCUCAUGUCUGUUUUAGUGUAUUCUUGAGUUUAAAAGAUCAAACAAUUAAAUCAUGGACUAUAACCACGACUCUUGCUUCUAUCAUGAGUUGGUUUUCAUCUAUUUCCUUUGCUAUUAUCGGAUACCUUAGUUUCGGUAAAGAUGUACAACCUAAUCUCUUUUUGAACUUUCCUGAUGAUGACUUCAUUGUCAAUAUCGGUCGAUUCCUUCUUGGUUUUAUAUGGGAUUUUAUCCAACAAGAGAAGCAGUUCAAAAAUUAUUAGGUUUUGAAACUGCCACUACACAGCCUAAUCAUAUUCAACAUCAUGUAGUAACAAUCCUUUUAUUCACUAUCCUUACCAUACUGGGUAUCGUAGUACGUUCUCUAGGUAAAGUAUAUGCUUUAAUUGGUGGAUUUGCUGCCACAUUUUUGGCCUAUAUUCUUCCUGCUAUGGCAUGUCUGAUCACAAGACGUCAUCAAACGACCUCAUCAUUCAAUAAUACCCCCAUCUUAGACGAUGCAAAGACCCCAUUUGUCGAUAGUUAUCAUUCUACUACAACAGCUUCAUCAUCAUCGACGACUAGAAGAAGUGAACAGAAACAAGUAGGAGAGGAGGAAAUUAGGAAUGAAGAACGUAUUGUUUCAAAAGAGGAUCAUGAUCUUAAAUUUGGUCUAUUGGAUGCAUCUGCCAUUUUUUUAGUUAUUUGGGGAAUUGUGGUGAUGAUCUUUGCAACUUCCGGCGUCUUUAAAUAAUGAAAAUCUAUACUCUACUUUCCCCCUUUUUUUUUAUUUUAUUUUUCAUAUUUCUCCUCUUCUUCCUCCUUCUCCACCACCUUCUUGCUUUUUUUUUUUUUAACUGUAAAUAGUCUAGACAUAGACGUACACUUAUCCCAAUA